Messenger RNA from Cyprinodon variegatus (sheepshead minnow), 1481 nucleotides. RefSeq names its product acidic nuclear phosphoprotein 32 family member E (gene anp32e). The coding region runs from base 130 to 870 and encodes 246 amino acids. The transcript is spliced from 7 exons. NCBI's taxonomy places the organism in Eukaryota, Metazoa, Chordata, Actinopteri, Cyprinodontiformes, Cyprinodontidae. Gene Ontology annotation, molecular function: phosphatase inhibitor activity; histone binding. Gene Ontology annotation, cellular component: nucleus. The record is from RefSeq and is a predicted model, not a curated record. Gene Ontology annotation, biological process: regulation of apoptotic process.
GCAAGUUAUCAUGGAGGAUCAGUAGGCAACUUGCGGCCAGAAGAGAAGGGCAGCUCCCGCUCUGAUCCCCUGGACUUUACUCAACUGCGCUCCGCUCUAAAACAAACCCACCAACAACCACUUUCAAACAUGGAUAUGAAGAAGAGGAUUACUUUAGAGCUGCGGAACCGGAGCCCAGCGGAGGUCGUGGAGCUGGUGGUGGACAACAGUCGGUCAGCUGAUGGAGAGGUCGAGGGUCUGACGGACGAGUUCACAGAGCUGGAGUUUCUCAGUGUGGUCAACGUGGGUCUGAGCUCACUGGCGAAGCUGCCUUCGCUGCCCAAACUUCGUAAGUUGGAGCUGAGUGACAACAACCUAUCGGGGUCUCUGGAGACUCUUGCACAGAAAUGUCCCAACCUGACCUACCUCAACCUGAGUGGGAACAAGAUCAAAGAGCUGAGCACGUUGGAGGCGCUGCAAAACCUGAAGAGUCUGCAGAGUCUGGAUCUGUUUAAUUGUGAGAUCACCUCUCUGGAGGACUACAGGGAGAGCGUGUUCGAGCUGCUACCUCAGGUGACCUACCUGGACGGCUUCGACCAGGAGGACAACGAGGCCCCAGACUCUGAGGCCGACGACGAUGACGAGGACGGCGAGGACAGGGCGGGGCCGACCGGGGAUUACGGAGAGGAGGAUGACGAAGAAGAGGAUGAGGAUGGCUCAGAGGGAAGAGAGGUGGGGCUGAGCUUUCAGGUGAACCAGGCCAAUCAGGAUUACGAAGAUGAGGAUGACUAUGCAGACGAGGAAGAGGAUCUGCAGGGCGCUCAAGGAGAAAAGAGGAAGAGAGACGUAGAUGACGAAGGCGAGGAAGACGACGACGAUGAAGACAACUAGUCCUUCUGAUGGCCGUCGCCUGUGUGUCGUCCUGCCCCAUCUCAGUCCUCCUCUGGACCCAACCUCCACCAAGCAGCAGCAGCUGCCGUUUGCUGCGUCCCAAGAUAGUUGGUUUCAGUUUGUUAGAGAGUCACUUGUUUUCUAGAUAAAAUUAUAUUUGUAGGGAAAGAGAUAUUAUGUGAACUUUACCUGUUGGUUCCAGCUGAAGACUUCACACGUUUCCCUUUAAAAAAAAAAAAACCUGCUUCAGGGUCAAACUGGUGUCCGUCUGGUAAGCCGAACCCCGUCGCCGGUCAGCUGGAGUUCUGCUUCCUCGUCGCGACUUAGAGCACAGGGAAUCAUCUGAACUGGUUUCAUUGCGAACUUCAGGGAGAACAUUUUGAAUCCAGUGCAGAGUGGAGAGCUGUUCAGUCCCACAUUGAGACAAAAAUUAGAACUGUGACAAAUAUCCACAUUUAGGCUUUUAAAGUUCUUAACCGAACGUUGGCGGUAAAGAUCACAGCAAACAGCUGAAUCCCGUCUAAGCUACAGAAAUGAUAAAAUAAGAUUCCUUCAAUUAAGUUUAUUUACAAUUAAUUUCAGUAGGUAAAUAAGAUCAUUUGCCAAUGGAA